GAAUGCGGGAGGGAGGGAGGGAGGGAGGACCCGGGCCUCGGGAGGAUGCGGCGCCAGGGCGCGGGGCACAGGCCCGGGAGGCGCGAGCGGGGCCUUUGUGGUUGCAGGCGGGACAGGGGCCGGGCACCCCCUAUGUGCCCGCCCGCCCGGCACCGGCCGUCCCGCGGUCGUGCCCGUGACCGCGGCAGGUCGGGCACUUGUCCCCACUGGCCCAGGCCCCCCUCCCGCUCCUUCCCAACCGGUUCCCGGCACGCUACCUGCCCGGCUACCGGCUGACGGCUGUCAGCGAACGUGAGGAAUUGUGUUUCCGCCCCUCACCGGCGGCACUGCCCUCUGGACGGCGGGCGCAGAGAUGCGUUUUCCGCCAGAAGUGAGUUGUCCGCUUCCCCCCACGGCAGAUCCUCGACUGGAACCGAGGUUUUCGGUUUCUGUGCCUGUUCUCAAGAUAGCAGCCAUAGGAAAACUGAUGUCAUCCCUUUCCGAAGCAGCUUUCUCCAAAAAUCUGGAGAUUCCUUGACAGGAGGGGAGUUGGGUGGGGAAAGCUUGAGGUGGAGAAAAGUUGUCCCAUGCAGGCAGCGAGGUUGGGGCAGGUGUUCUGGAGGCGCGUGGUAUAGAUCCCGGUGCACCCUCCCUGACUGUGUGAAAUGGGGCAAGGUGCUCCCGCUCUACCCUCAAUUUCCUGAUCUGUAGAAUGGGGGUGCUGACAAUGGCAUCUGUGCUGCGGGACUAAACCACUGUUGGCAGUCCCUGGCAUGCGGUGAGAUUCAGUGAGUCGCUGCGGCUGCUGAUAGUCCUACACCCUUUUUCUCUGAGCCAGAGCGACCCGGCACUUCUCUGGUCCUGUCUGCUCACAGCUCCUUAUUUCCCUCUCUGAGGGCACAUGGGGUCAUUCUCAGGUGGUGUGAGGAUUUCAGAUUUGGUGAUUCUGAGGGGGUUUGAAAGCAGAAGGGGCUUCUCCCUCCUGGCUCCCUUUUUCUUCUUUCAGAUCUGCCUUCUGGAGACUCCACCCAUCCUAAGGGAAGAGCCCAGAAAGAAGAUAUGGCUAUUGGACAGAGGGAAGCAAGGUCUCAAGUGUCACUGACGUUUGAGGAUGUGGCUGUGCUCUUUACACGGGAUGAGUGGAGAAAGCUGGGUCCUUUUCAGAAAAACUUGUACCAGGACGUGAUGCUGGAGAACUAUAGUAACCUGGUCUCAUUGGGACUCCUGUUUUCCAAACCAAAAGUGAUCUCCCUGUUGCAGCAAGGAGAAGAUCCCUGGAAGGUAGAGAAAGAAAGUCCUGGAGGCCCCUCUCUAGGGUGGAAGGGCAGUCACAAAACCACGAAGUCAACUCAAACACAAGAUUCUUCCUUCCAAGAGCUGAUAAUGAGAAGAUCCAAAAGGAAUGGACCCUGGGACUUUAAAUCAGAAAAACCCUGCAUUUAUGAAUACAGAGUAGAGAAAAGGCAAGAGAAAAAAGAAAGUGUCCAGACAAUUUUAGUCACCCACAAAAAAAUCCUUGCUGUAGAAAAAAGCCAUAAAAAUGCUGAAUUUGGCCAAAACUUCAGUCCAAAGUCAGUCCUUGUUAAGCAACAGAUGGUCCCCAGAGAAGAAACACCACCAAAAUGUGAAAUACAAGGAAACUGCUUCAAACAGAAUCCGUAUUUACUUAAUCAGCCAAAAAUCAACACAGCAGAGAAACGCUAUAAAUGUAGUAUAUGUGAAAAAACCUUCAUUAACACUUCAUCCCUUCGCAAGCAUGAGAAAAACCACAGUGGAGAGAAAUUAUUUAAAUGUAAAGAAUGUUCAAAAGCCUUUAACCAAAGUUCAGCUCUCAUUCAACAUCAAAUAACUCAUACUGGAGAGAAGCCCUAUGUGUGUAAAGAAUGUGGGAAAGCCUUCACUCUUAGUACAUCUCUUUAUAAACACCUAAGAACCCAUACUGUGGAGAAAUCCUAUAGAUGUAAAGAGUGUGGUAAAUCCUUCAGCAAGAGAUCUGGCCUUUUUAUACAUCAAAAAAUCCACGCUCGAGAAAAUCCCCAUAAAUAUAAUCCGGGUAGGAAGGCAUCCGGCCUUCCUGGAUGUCAGAGAAUUCACCUCAGAAAGAAGUCCUAUUUAUGCAAUGAAUGUGGCAACACCUUCAAGUCUAGUUCAUCCCUUCGUUAUCAUCAGAGGAUUCACACAGGAGAGAAACCUUUUAAGUGUAGUGAAUGCGGGAGAGCCUUCAGUCAGAGCGCAUCUCUUAUUCAGCAUGAAAGAAUUCACACUGGAGAAAAGCCCUAUCGAUGCAACGAAUGUGGAAAAGGUUUUACUUCGAUUUCUCGACUGAACAGACACCGAAUAAUUCAUACUGGUGAGAAGUUUUAUAACUGUAAUGAAUGUGGUAAAGCCUUAAGUUCCCACUCAACGCUGAUCAUCCAUGAAAGAAUUCACACUGGAGAGAAACCGUGUAAAUGUAAAGUGUGUGGGAAAGCCUUCAGGCAGAGUUCAGCCCUCAUUCAACAUCAGAGAAUGCACACUGGAGAAAGACCCUAUAAAUGCAACGAGUGUGGGAAAACGUUCAGGUGUAACUCAUCCCUUAGUAACCACCAGAGAAUUCACACAGGAGAGAAACCGUAUCGAUGUGAGGAAUGUGGUAUAUCUUUUGGCCAAAGUUCAGCUCUUAUUCAGCAUCGCAGGAUUCAUACGGGAGAGAAGCCCUUUAAAUGUAACACAUGUGGGAAAACUUUCAGACAGAGCUCAUCACGGAUUGCCCAUCAGAGAAUUCAUACUGGAGAGAAACCCUAUGAAUGUAACACAUGUGGGAAACUCUUCAACCACAGGUCAUCCCUUACUAAUCAUUACAAAAUCCACAUUGAAGAGAACCCCUAGAAAGUAGAUUUGCAUGUGCGAAAGCCUUAAACCAAA
Molecule: messenger RNA, 2883 nt
Organism: Panthera uncia (snow leopard)
Lineage: Eukaryota; Metazoa; Chordata; Mammalia; Carnivora; Felidae
Product: zinc finger protein 354A
Exons: 4
Coding region: 1039-2847 (602 amino acids)
Biological process (GO): regulation of DNA-templated transcription
Molecular function (GO): DNA-binding transcription factor activity, RNA polymerase II-specific; RNA polymerase II cis-regulatory region sequence-specific DNA binding
Source: RefSeq, a predicted model, not a curated record